Mobula hypostoma (lesser devil ray) is the source of this 16622-nucleotide messenger RNA. RefSeq names its product nuclear receptor coactivator 7-like. Lineage: Eukaryota; Metazoa; Chordata; Chondrichthyes; Myliobatiformes; Myliobatidae. The coding region runs from base 13637 to 14296 and encodes 219 amino acids. Gene Ontology annotation, biological process: response to oxidative stress; regulation of transcription by RNA polymerase II. Gene Ontology annotation, cellular component: nucleus. The transcript has 6 exons. The record is from RefSeq and is a predicted model, not a curated record.
AUUUAGAAAUAUGAGCAAAUCUUGAGGACUUAAGAUUAUAUCCUGGUUAUCCAGGUUUGAAUUAAUUUGAUAUUGUAGAACAAACGAGUACUAGAAAUGGGAGCAGGAGUUGUAAGUCUGAGCCUUCGAGCUCGUUCAACCAUUUAUUAAGGUCAAGACUGAUCUUGUAGUUCACAUCCCCAUAUCUCUUGAUUUCCUUGAUGCUCAGAAAUCUAUUUAAUAUCUGUUUUCAAUAAACAUAACAUCUUUGCUUUCAAAUGCUCUUGAGAUGAAGAACUCCAAAGGCUCACCACCCUCUGAGUGAAGAAAUUUCUCAUAAUUUCAAUUUUCAGUGGUUUAGUAUUCAUUCUGAAACUGACCACUGGUGUUUGAUUCCCAGGUCAGAGGAAAAUAUCCCUCCUGCAUCUAGCCUGUUCAAAUCUUGAGUCAUUCUGUUUGUUCUGCUGAGAUCUCCCCUUGUUCUCUGAUAGCCUGAGAAUACAAUCCCAGUCUACUCAAUCUCUCCUCAAAUGGCAAAUAUGCCAUCCAUGGAACCAAAGAUUUGCUCUGUUCCCUUUGUGGCAUUUAUAUCCUUUCGUAAGUAAGGAAACCAAAAUUCCAAGUGUGGUCCCAUUUGUAGACUGUACAAUUGCAUUAAAAUUCCCAUAUUCCUGUACUUAUAUUCUCUCGAAAUAAAGGCUAAGCUAUCACUUUCCUUGUGGUUUACCUACUUGUUGAUCUUUAAUGGGUGCAAAUCAUACUUCGAAGUUACUGGUAGCAACCUCUAGCCUUUCAUUCGCAUUUCUGUGUGGUUAAGAUGCUAAUUACAGAAAACAGAGAAGAGAUGGAACUUCCCUUAAGCUGCAUUUAAGCACUUUUAGAGGUAAAUGAGCAAUCUCAUAAGAUGAAGCAGGGUGGAAUAGUCUAAAUUAGCAGUUAACAUUACAACAAAGUAUAUGUGCUUGAUAGGAAAAGAAAAGAGUUUGUUGAGUGUUAAAUCGAGCUGGGGGGUGGGGGGCAUCCAAAAAGAGAGAACAUUUUUAAAGCAAACCUAAGCCUGUUCUCAUGUUAUUCAUAUUAGGCUUCUGCACUGACUUGUGCCAUUCCAAAUGGUUAUAUUUAGCAAGUUCAGAUCUGCUGAGUCUCUGUCCUUUAAUGGAUGUAAUUUCUAGUUCUGUGUAACUCUCUGGAGGAAAUUGUUGAAAUUUCCCAUUUAAUAGUCACUGCCAUUUUAAUUGAAUAAAGUAUUUAUUCACAGAAUUUGGUUUUAAAAAGUAGUUACAAUAAAUGAUAUUCAGAUGUUAGAAUCUUCAGUUAGUGGCAAUUGAAGUAUUUUUUAAAAAACUAAUGUUUGAAAUUUAGGUGAGAGAGAAAUUGUAUAUAAUGAAUGAUAUAAGAUGCUCGAAGGAAAUGAAGAAGAGGAAGAAUAGUUUUAUAUGAUACAUAACAUACACCUUUCUAUAGUUAUAUUAAGGAGUAUUCUGGAGAUGUUUGAAUAAAGUAGAUUUUAAUUCAAACAAGAACCAGACUUCAGUUCUUCGUAUAAAUGUACUUAAGUUCAGGAAGCUUUCAGUUAGCCUUCAGUUUGAGCCAACAUUAUAUAUGUAAGAGCCAAUCAUUAGGACAAUGGGAUUGUGUGAAUUGAGUGCAAGUUGGCUGACCAGGCAGAUGUCACAACUUAGCAUAUCAAACAUGGUCAUAGUUCAAAAGUUAAAAGUAAAUUUUAUUAUCAAAGUACCUAUAUGUCACCAUAAAACCAUGAGAUUCAUUUUCCUGUGGGCAUACUCAGAAAAUCUACAGAAUGGUAACUUUAACAGCAUCAAUGAAAGAUCAACCAGAGCACAGAAGACAACAGACUGUCCAAAUGCAAAUAUAAAUAAAUAGCAAUAAAUAAUGAGAACUUGAGAUAAUGAGAUAGAGUCCUUAACGUGAAAUCAUUGGCUGUGGGAAACAUCUCAAUGAUGGGGCAAGUGUGUGCAGUUGUUCCCUUUUAUUCAAUAGCCUGCUGGUUGAGGGGUAGUACUUGACUUUGAACCUGGUGGUGCGAGUCAUGAGACUCUUCUACCUUUUACCUAAUGGUAGCCGUGAGAAUAGAGUAUGGCCUGGGUAGUGGGGAUCUUUGAUGAUGGAUGCUGCUUUCCUAUGACAGCAUUUCAUGUGGACGUGCUCAACAUUUUAGAUGUCAUGCCGAAUCUCCGCAGACUCCUAAGGAAGUAGAGGCACUGCUGCGCUGUUGUCACAAUUGCAUUUAUGUACAGUACUAGGUCCAGGUCAGCUCCUCUGAAAUAGUGACACCCAAGAAUUUAAAAUUGCGAACUCUUUCUACCACUUACCCUCCGAUGAGGACCUCUGGUUUCCCUCUCCUUGUCUACAAUCAGUCUUGCUGACAUGGAAUGAGAGGUUGUUGUUAUGACACCACUCAGCCAAAAUUUCAAUCUCCCUCCUGUAUGCUGAUUCAUCACCACCUUUGAUUUGGCCCACAACAGUGAUGUCAUCAGCAAACAGAUAUAGGCAAUCAAUAGCUUUUGAGUACUUACCAUAUUUCUGUACUCAGUCAGCUCCGGCAACAUUAAUUUUGGGUGUCUGGCUGUCUGUUGUCAAAAAGUUUUAGAAUAUUCGUGUUAAUUCAUUUCUCCUAAAGGCAUGUGGAUCUUCAGAGGUAUCUUAAGUUAUGAUGUGCUUCCACUACAUAUCUCAAAGGAACCAUUUGUCAACCCAAACUACUGAAGUAAAUAAUGCCUUUGUGACUAUUGAAAAUGUAUUGAAUUGCUUACUGUCACCUUUGAUCUUAAGGGUAUACCUUUGGGUUUGUGAGUCUUUACCGACAGUGUCUCCAGAAUACUGUCUACUUGUUGUGCGAAAUAAAGACUUCUAUAUCAACAGCUUCUGUGUCUGUCCUGUGACUUCAUUCACCGUCACAACAAUACUGACUGCUGUUCAAAUGUGCACUAGAAAAUAGCUACAGGAGUAGACCAGCAGACCUUUCAUAUUUGGUUGAUCCAUGCUGGCUUCAGAUCCUCUUCUUCUGUUCCAGUUCCCCAUUGUCCUCAGUAUCUUUCAACUAUAUAUCUAUCUCAACCUUAAAUAUACAGUGAAAUAGUUCUUUUAAAAUUGCAAUUAAAAUUGAACAGUUUUAUUUGCAAAUGCAAAAAAUAUGGAUUAAAAUUUUUAGAAUUUUUAAAAUAAUUUUGCUUAAUAAAUAAAUUUAGAGUUUCAAGUUUCUGGAUGAGCAAGGUGAAUGAGCCUUCUGGGCUGGACAGGACAAGUCAUGGUUUGCCUGUGUGAGUGUUUCGUAUACCCUCUAGCCCAAAGCAUAUUUGUUCUUAGUGGCAGACAGUAUGACCGAUAGUAUUUUUCAAACCAGUGAGAUUUGUGGAUGUGAAAAGUGAUAAAUUAUUGAGAGGGUGUUUGCUAUCAUAUUGGAUAUGGAAAGAAAUCAAAGUGAAAAAGAAAACAAAGUUAAGAAAAGAAAAAAACUGCAUAUUUCUAACUGUUCACAUUCAAUGCUAGAAAGAUGGAUGAUUGACUGUCAACAAUUAAUGUAUACUGUACUCAGAACUCUUUUUAUUAAACUAGUAUGACAUUUAAUAUGCAGAUGCAUGCCUUCAUGAAAGACCCAGUGGAGUUAAAAGCAAAGUACUUUUUUAGUUCAUGGAGUACCUUUUGCACCAAGUUGCUAGCCGCAUUGGACUUGGCAUGUAUUUAAAGCAAAUUCCAUGACACUGACUUUACUUAACAUUAAUGAUAGUUUGUAGUUGUAUAGUUGUACACCAUUGUUGGCUACCUACAUAAUGCAUUGUGUUUCACAUAAAUUUUUGUUUCUGGCAUUAAGUUCUGAAUUUGUAAUACUCCAUAAUAAUAUGCAUAUGAAUGUAAAAUACUUGUUAUAAAGCUUGGACUAUGGUUGUUAGUGUUACAUGGAUAUAGCAAUUUACUCACUGUACCUGUUUACUCACCGAGCUUCAGAAAUAGCAGGGAGAAUAAUCUAGUUUGAUAGUUUGCAUUAAAGUUAGCCAGAGGUCUAGUGGAAAUCCUAGCUGUUCUCCAAAUUGUGCCACAGAGCGUAACAAGCAUGAAUAAUAAAUUAUCAACAAAGUCCAAAGUAAAUUUAUUAUCAAAGUACACAUAUGUUACCAUAUGCAGCCCUGAGAUUGAUUUUCUUGGGGGCAUACUCAAUAAAUUCAUAAUAGAAUAAUAACUAUUAGAAUCAAUGAAAGACAGCACCGACUUCCGUAUUCAACCAGUGUGCAAGAGACAACAAACAGUGCAAAUACAAAGGAAAGAAAUAGUGAUACUAUUUAAAUAAGCAAUAAAUAUCGAGAUCAUGAGAUGAAGAAGCCUUAAAAAGUGUGCCCAUGGGUUAUGGGAACAUUUUCAAUGAUGGGGCAGUUGCAGUGAAGUUAUUCCCUUUGGUUCCAGAGCCUGAUGGUUGAGGGGCAAUAACUGUUCCUGAACCUGGUGGUGUGAGCCCUGAGGCUCCUGUACCACCUACCAGUUGGCAGCAGCAGCGCGAAGAGAGCAUGACCUGGGUGAUGGUGGGGCAGGGUCCCUGACGAUGGAUACUACUUUCCUUUGACAAUGCUCCAUGUAGAUGUGCUCAAUGGUGGAGAGGGUUUUACCCAUGAUGGACUGGGUUGUAUCCUCCACUUGUUGUAAGAUUUUCCAUUCAAGGGCAUUGGUGUUCCCCUACCAAGCUGUGAUGCAGUCCAUCAAUAUACUUUCCACCUCACUUCUAUAGAAGUCUGUCACUGUUUUGCAUGUCAUGCCAAAUCUUCACAAACUCCUAAGGAAGUAGAGCUGCUGCAGUGCUUUCUUCCUAAUUGCACUUACAUACUGGGCCCAGGACAGGUCCUCUGAAAUGAUAACACUGAGGAAUUUAAAGUUGCUGACCCUCUCCACGUUUGAUUCUCUGAUGAGGACUGGCUGAUGGACCUCUGAUUUUCUUCUCCUGAAAUCAAUAAUCAGCUCCUUGGUCUUGUUGGCACUGAGUAAGAGGUUGUUACUGUAGCACCACGCAGACAGAUUUUCAAUCUCCCUUCUGUAUGCUGAUUUGUCAUGUAUAUAGUGGUAUAUUAGUUACCACAAAAGACAUUGCCUGAUGGUUAGGGUUCUAAACCUUAACAAAGAAAUUGUGGGGAAAAGUUACAAACUGGUGGUAUUAAUUAGGGAAUUUUACAAAAUGGGUUAAUGGUGAAUCGGAGGUGAAUAAUAUUUGAGUCUGUUGAUGAAUUACAAAUAUUCAUUCCUCUCUGAUAAAAAAAAAUUAAUUAGGUAAAGCAGUUCAACCUUUCGCUUUUGAAGGAAGUGAGACAUAAUAAUAAAUCAAAAGAAGAGGUGCCAGAAAAUGAGGUGUCUGAGAUCAGUCCUUUGGCUGUGGGAACUUAAUAUAAUGUCUUAAUUUGAAGAAGACACAAAUUUGAGGCAAGUACAUGUUGUGAGGCGGAUCCAAAGAGAGAGUGUGAGUCGGUAAAUGCAUAGCCAUUGUAGUUUAAUGCUGAUGAAUGAGCUUAUCCACUUUGGUUCUAAAAACAGACAAAUUAUUAUUUGAAAUAUGCUAGACUGCAAAAUGGGAAGAUGCGCUAAGACCUGGGUCUCUCUGUGCAUCAGUCACUGAAAGCAAGUGUUCAGGAAACAUCUGGGAAGGCAGAUGGUAUGUUGGCCAUCGUUUUGAUUGUAAGACCAACAAUUAUUCAAUAUAAUUUUAUAGAGCCUAGCUGGGCUGCUAUUUGAAGUAUCUGUAUGUAGUUUUCAAAGGUACAUUUAAUGUCAGAGAAAACAGAGGAGUACCACAAAGAAUGAAUGACAGUUAAAUGUUAGAAUCCCAAAGGUCCCCCACCUCCCCCCUCCCACACAUAAACAGCAGCAAAGUGACCACUCCCCGCCCCCACCAGCAAAAAAAAAGCAUCGGCACUCCCCACCAAGCACUGAAGCGUGCAGCAAAGCAUCAAUAAAGACACAGACUUGCAGUACCCCAAAGACUACUCGUUCACCUGCUAAUUCAACAUACCACUGGCUCUCUCUCUCUCCCUCAUCAGAAAAAAAGAGAUGUCCCCAUUUCACAGUUAGAGGGGAGACAUAACAAACAACUUGCUGAUUUGUGAUAUUAAAAGUCUAUUGCAUCGCUUUUUCCAAGCUCUGUGCCCAAAGAACUCGGGUCUCUGGGUACAUAGCCAGCAGCCAGCUUGCUGCUUUCGAUCUUCCGUCUCCCAUUACACAACGAUUUCCUGCGGAGACACCAACCUCUAAUCCGCCCGCCUCCAGAGCUACGAAAUCCCAGAACCCUGAAGGCAUGCUAGUCUUCUAGGCUGCGUGUUGGUCUCCUUAGAGAGGAAGAUGUACUUACUGUGGAGGAUACUACAACAAGGCUCUAGCUGGUUGAUUCCUGGGUUGGUAAGAAUGAAGUACAAAGAGACCUUGCAUCAGUUAGGGCUUUUUUGUAGCAUAUAAGUGUUAGAGGGAAUCUAAUUCUAACAGGACAGUCUAAAUAAAGGGAAUAUGUUCUCAGUGGAAGAGUUUAGAAUUGUGGUUACAGCUUCAGGAUAAAGGAAGAUCAGGAGAAAUUUCUCCAUCCAAAGGGUGGUGCACCUGUGGAAUUCUCUACCACAGGAAGCAAAGUUUGAAGUAUAUUCAAGAAAAAGGUAGAUACAUUUUUAAUGCAUUAGGGGAGAAGAUAGGAAAAAUGGAUGAUCUACCGUGAUAGUAAUAAGUUAUGAAUUAGGCCAGAAGAGGCAAAUGGCCAACUAGUUCCACGUUUGAUAUUAUAGAAUUUCCUCAGGUAUCUUAGUUUAUGUAAUAAAGCCCCAAAUUCAAUAUUGAAUUCAAGACUACCUGGCUUAAAAAUGAGGCUAUAAUGGCAGUCCUGAAGAAGGGUCUCAGCCCAGAAUGUCAACUGCUUAUUCCCCUCUACAAGUGCUGUCCGACUUGCUGAGUCCCUUCAGCAUUUUGUGUGUGUUACUCUGUAUUGUUAUGGCAUAUGUAAGAGUUUAUGAUUACAAUUAAAUGGGAAGGGGGGAUGAUUUUGAUUCCAGUGAAAACAGACCAAAAACAUGAAGCUAAGAAGUAUAAUUAAAGAGCUAGAGAGCUUCAGUAAUCACUUUUUGCCUUGUAAAUCUUUUGAUCGGAAAAGAAUUGCCAUAAACAAUUACACUUCUGGCCUGGUUUUUGUUCGCCUGAUGCUAUUUCUGGAGUUCCCCUGGUUCUUCCCCCAACUAAGUACCCGGUAUUGAUAAACCACAGAAGAAACUGAGUCCUUUGGGUUCUCUUCAUGCAUAAUUAUAUCUACAUCAACAAAAUUCACCUGUUUUGGUUACACUGGGCAUUUUUUAAACAAAAAAAUUAGUUUUGAAUAUUGUACUUUGGGCCUGUUCAUUUUGCUUUGACCAAUUCAAGACACAAGUAUGUCCUUGUAUUUUUUGUGCUCUCUCUAGGAAGGGAGAUUAAGUCAAUAAUUAUUUUAUUUUUGCAGUUUCGUGUAAAUUUAAACUAUCUGUCUAAAUGUAGUGCAUUAUCACAAUCUGUUUAUCUGAUGAAAAUAAGUAUUUCAGGUCAUGAAAUAAAGGGCACAUACACGAAAUGCUGUGGGAGCUCAGCAGGUCAGGCAGCAUUCUUGGAAAUGGAAAAUGUACUUGACGUUUCGGGCUAAGGCCCUUGUUUGAUCUAAAAAGCCAGUUUCCAUUGGAAAUUUCUUCAUUCGUUUCCAUGCCACUGAUGUUUUGGUUAUUAGACGCGUGCUGAUAAAGGAUUUUUCUAAAUAUCACUAGGUUGUUUGAGUUGGAGAAAAUUAAUCAAGCUUCUUCAAUUUUCUUCCCUAGAUUAAUCUGAUUUAACUUCAGUCCACCUCCUUUUUGAAGUGUAGUCACUCGUGCAAUGUAGGAAAUGCAAUAGCUACUUUUCCUUUGAACUAUAAAGCAGCAGAUACUAAAUAAAAUAAUCUCAGUGAUGUUGCUUGGAGAAGAAAUAAUUGGCCUAAAAACGCAUGGGAUCUUGUUUGUCCUUCAGGAAGUAUUUUGAGCUAUUUAUGAGGCCAUUCAGCAUGAAAACAGGCUCAGUUAAAUCCACAUUCUUCAUCAAGCAUCCAUUUACAGUACUGUGCAAGUCUUAAAGAGAUAGAUAUAUUUUGAUAUAGAUGGAUUAGAUAUACAGUAUAGAUAGCUGGGGUACUGUAAUUGGUAGGAGCAAAGGAUGUUGGAAGUGGCAAGGAUGGAGUGUCACAGGAGGGGCGUGGGUCAGGUGGCAGAGAAGGGGUGCCCGGAGCAGGGGUCUAGCACGGGUGCAGACACACCCAGCCCUGAGAUACCAGGCAAGGCCAUUUGAUUCCAAACAAUUGGCUUAAUUGAUUAUUACAGACUGUCUCUCUAGUGCUUCUUUUUCUGGAGAAACACUGCUUCUCAGAGGUUAUUCAAGCCUCUAAUUGUUUCCAGAUAUCAGGGUAAACGUGGGAUCGUAUCCUGAAGGCAUAAGUUGCUACUGGCUUGCCUUACAGCAUCCAAACCUCCCAAAUCCGACAGAAUCUGAUCAAGCACCUUCCUUGCACUUGAACGUUUAAUCUUGGUUGAUCAGUUUGUGAUAGUCAUGAUGGACAUGAUUUUAAUUUAAGAUGGCCAUGCAUGUAUGGAUGUUUAGGAUCCUGUUUCAGUUUUGGAAGAACAGGAAGGAAUGGUCCAAGUGUAUCAACUGACAUUCAUUCUAGAGUCACCCCACUUAAAACUGCAUAAUAUUUUUGAUCAUGGAUGCAGGAUAUUUUUCAGCAGAUAGCAUUGUUGAUACACUCCUGGGACAUGAAUAUGAGCCUGGCCUUUAGUGGUGUCAGUAAGGAGCUUGCACAUUCACCCUGUGUGUGCAUGUGGUUUGUUUUGGCUGCUCUGGUUUUUAUCAAUAAUCCAAGGUCAUGCCGGUAGCUAAGUUAGUUGAUCAGGAACUCAAGAAAUGUAGCUACAAUCUAUGCAAAAUUAUCAAAGCAACGAAACGAUAAUGCAGGGACAAGAUCCAGACGCAACUCUCCACCAACAACACAGGUAGCUUAUAGAAAAGUCUGCACACCAUUCGCAGAUUUCAAAGCUAAGUUCAGUGGUGCUGCCCCUCUCACAGAUGAGCUAAAUCUUUUUUACACUUGGUUCAAUGUUGUCAACACUGGGUCCCCGAGGAGAGCUGCCGAAGCAACCUCUACCUGGCCACGUGUUUCCAGUGAGUGGACAUUUGCAAGGCUGUGGGACCGGAUGGCAUCUCAGGGUGUGCGUGGCACAACUGGCAGGUGUGCUUACAGACAUUUCUAAUCUCUCCCUCUCCCAGUGCAGAGCUCCCUCUUGCUUCAAAACAUCCACCAUUAUUCCUGUACCUAAAAAGACCAAGAUAACAUGUCUGAACAACUGGUGUCCUGUCGCACUCACCUCAAUAAGCAAAUGCUUGGAGAGGCUGGUGAAGGGCUACAUCUACAGCAUGCUACCACCCAUACUGGACUCCCUACGAUUCGCCUACCGACACAACCAAUUGACAUGACACGAGCCACAGCUCAACACACCAUCCUUGCACAUCUGGAGAAGAGGGAUGCUUAUGUGAGAAUGCUGUUCUUGGUCUACAGUUCAGUAUUCAACACCAUAAUUCCCUCCAGGCUUGACGAGAAGCUCAGAGACCUCAGCCUUCACCCUGCCUUGUGCAGCUGGAUCCUGGACUUCCCGUCAGAUCGCCAGUAGAUGGUAAGAGUAGGUUCCUUCACCUCUUCCCCUCUAACCCUCAACACAGGAGCCCCUCAGGGCUGUGUACUAAGCCCCCUCCUUUACUCUCGGUAUAUCCAUGACUGUGUUGCCACCCACAGGUCCAAUCUGGUAAUUAAAUUUUCGGACUAUACUGCAUUGGUUGUCCUUAUCUCAAAUAACAACGAGGCAGCCUACAGAGAAGAAGUUAUCACCCUGAUACAGUGGUGUCAAGAAAACAACUUCUCCCUCAAUGACACAAAAACAAAGGAGCUGAUUGUGGACUACAGGAGGAAUGGAAACAGGAUAACCUCUACUGACGUCAAUAGAUCUGGGGUUUUGAGAGUAAACAGCUUUAAGUUCCUCAGCAUACAUAUCAGCAAGGAUCUCAUGUGGUCUGCACAUACCAGCUAUGUGGUGAAAAAAGCACAACAGCACCUCUUUGACCUUAGACGGUUGAAGAAGUUUGGCAUGAGUCCCCAAAUCCUAAGGACUUUCUACAAGGGCACAAUUGAGUGUAAAUUGUUAACUGUCCUGUUGUACGUAUUAUUUAUUACAAAGUACUAUAAAUUGCACAUUGCAUAUUUAGACAGAUGUAACAUAAAAGAUUUUUAUUCCUCAUGUAUGUGAAGGAUGAAAGAAAUCAAUUCAAUUCAAUUCAUUCUAGUGUAGCUGCGAAGCAGGAGAAUUUGGAAGGGGAGAUUGUGCUUUUGGGAAGUAAUUGGAAAUGGGAUUGAUGAGAUUGAAGGACUAGCAUAGACUCGAUGGGAUGAAUAGCCACUUGUAAGAAAAAUGAAAUUAUACACUAACAGGGAAAUUUAAUUGCUUCUCCCAGUGGCCUUACGGAUUUUUAUGUUCUCUGUAGAGUUAAUUAGGGAGCUACGGAGGAUUCAUUACAAAAGCAAAUGUAUUGAAACUUGGAUGUGGUAAUCAAAUUUCUGAUGCUGGAGUUUCAAUCAAUAGCAAGCAAAGUUUUAUGUCAUGAAGAUAAUUUUGUCAUUUAUCCGGCUAUCUAUUUUACUGACCUUUCCUGAUUUCAUUGACUUUUAAAUAAAAAAAACUUUGGGGGUUUUGCUGGCUGUAAUAUGCCGCAUGUUUCAGUGUUUGAAAUGGUGAGAAGAAAUUGGUUGUGCUCCAGUUCUGUUCUGACUCACUAUUAGGAAUUUACCAUCUGGAAAAUGAAACUUAAAAUUUUUGUGGUAAUAUUUUUAAAGCAAUGAGUGCUGGUGAUUCAAUAACGUAUCAUUCAAGCUGAGAAGAUAUGACAAGAAUAUUUGUGUUUUUCAAUGUUGUUCUUUAUAGAUCCAAACUGAACACACCCAGCUUUCUCUCCUUCUCAACACUAGCUUGUUUUUUUUUCCUGUUUCUCAGUUCUGGGACAGGGUCUUAGAUCUGAAAUGUUUUGUGUUUUUCUUUCCAAAGAUGCUGCCUAACUUGCUGAAGUACUGAGGCCACUUUCUGUUUCUAUUUCAGAUUUCCAGUAUCUGCAAUUUCUUUAUAUAAUUUAUUGAGUCAAAUUAUUUAGCACUGAUAAGAAUUGAUUACUAGCACUAGCAUCAGAUCUAAUACACAGUCUCUUCAAAAUAGUCCUUUCACUGACUAAAGGAAGUUACUAAUAGGGUGUUUUUUUUACACCAGCUUUGAUAUUUAGCAAAUUUUUCAGUCUUUAGAUUAUAAAACGCCCCCAGUUGCCAUAUUUACUACUAUGACCUCCUUUAAGAUACUACUAAAAAUCUUUUAUUGCACUCAUGUAUUUUGGUCUUGAUUGGGUACUCUUCCUGGUUUUAAUUUGGAAUGAGUAUUUGGUUCCUUUUAAGGUAGUCCAGUAAGUUCAAGAAUGAUUUGAUUCUACUAGAUUUGUGGGUGCUGAUAUUGCUGAUGAGGCUAAUGUGGGUGUUACAGACACUCCUACAGAUGAGACAAAAGGCACCUGUUAGGGUGGAUCUGUACUUUGGGAGGUGGUACCUUCUUGUCAACUACACAGUAUCUCUAAGUGUGUCCAAUGUAUAGGCUCUGUUUUCAAUAUCUUCCAGCUGCUCCUUCUCCAUUAUGAGAGGUUAUGGGCUGGAGAUUCCCAGAACGCACUUUGGUUUUGCUUUUUUUUUAAAGGCAGCCUUGAAUAUUUUCCUCAGUCUGUCUUGAAUCUUUUCCAUCUCUUCCUAUGAUGGUAGGGAAUAUUGUCAAUUUAUUCUAUACACAUUCCAGUUCUUAGAAUAUAUAAGAGGGCAGAGAUCACUGUUCUGUGCCAGGUCUCAGAUCUAGAUCUUCAAACAUUCUUGCUUUCUGGUGCUUUAAAAGUGAUGGUGAAUUCUGUCGUCACUGAGAGGUGGCUUUGGGGAUAAGGGCACCAGUGGUUUUUUCUGUAUCUCACUAUGAGCCUUCAUUGUCAGAGCAGCUUUGCACAGAGGUGGCAGGUGGAUAACAGGACCCAUUUCUUUUUGAAUACAAGGCCAGUCCUUGAGUGUGCUUUGAUAAACGUGUCAGUGAUGUCUUGGUGCCCCAACACACACAUCAUCUGCUUAUUUUAGCUUAGCUACCGUGGUUGGGGUGGCCUUAUUUGGUGUUUAGUUGCUGUAGGUUGAACAGCUUGUCAUUAGCUCCUAAAGAUCAGCUGUACUUGUGCCAGAGCUUGGAAGAGUGACACGUUGCAGUGAUAAAGCAUAAAAAAGUGACAGGCGGUAUGUAGUCCUGUUUGGCUUCAUGCAAGCUAGCUUGGAAGGACCAUGACUUGAAAUUUCAUUAUAGAUGCAUUUUUUUCUGAACAGUUGAACUUGAGAGGCUGUUUGACAGUCCCUCCUAACUGAUGGAGUUAAAAGACAUCAGUGAAUUCGAAAAUAAUACUGGAGGGUUCUACUUUCUGCAUUUCUCUUGAUAUGUACAGACCGGGUCUAAUGUGCAUCAGUUGGAUGGACUUCACAGUGUAAGUUUUAAUUUUGUGGCCUCACUUGCAUCAGUGCUAACUUUGGAAGGAUUGAGAAGGCAAUGCAAGUAGGACACCAAAAAGGGCAUAAUCGUGAAAAAUCUUUGUGAAUGAACAAAAGUAGGUGAACAAAAUACUUUUUUUGGGCUGUACAUUCCUUUACUUCUCCCCCAUCCCCACUUGCAUAACAAACAGUCUGUAAAAGAAUGGAGUAAGAAAGCAUUUCCUCUUGAAUGGUGCCUAGUGAGAGAAGUCAUUUUUCACCAACUGAUCUUUAAGUGCAGGCUUUCCAAGUUAAAAUGGCAUGCACAUCCUGGCAAUAUCAUCCAAGUGUGAUAUUGACAGUUAAGUACUCUGCCACUCUCUUAAAAUGUUUUUUUAUGUGACUGAAUUUAGGCCAGCUAGCAGUGAGUUUCUCCUACCCCUUCAUCUUGACUUUAUCCUGCACCACUUUCACUCAGUAAAAGUGAAGACUGCAUGUUCACCUUCAGGUUGCACAAUGCCUACAAAGAAACCAAUCAAAGCAAAAUAUCUCCCUCUGAUUACCUGGCUGCUUCAUCUGCCAUUAAUCAGAUCAGGAUUUCAAUAAAGAACUCUUAAUUUUGUUAAAAUUAAUAGCUGUAUUUUUGUCUGGUAUUAGGGUGCUUUUUAUUCUAAACCUGAGCUGAGUAGAAUUGAAUCUGCUGUUGCAACUUUGAAAUUAUUUAAUUUGUAGUUACUAACUUGAAAAGAAAGAAUUAUUUAAUUUUAAAUCUUGCUUCCUCUAUAUGAAAUCCAAUAAAAGUAAUAAUGUUUGAACUGAGAGAUCUUUUUUGAUUAAAGCAUGUAUGCAUUACUUUGAGUGGGUGGAAUAGGAAGCUUGGCUACGUGCCAGUUUUGAUUUCAGGAAAAAACGAAAGUUACUACGUAAAAUGUAAAUUAGCUCGCAAUAGCCAAUCAAGUACAGUUAAGCAAAGCAGCAAGCCUUUCAUAAGCGAUAAGGAUGUAAAGUUCUUCACAUGGAUUUUCAAGUGCUGUGCCAGAAUUUUGAGCAGACUAAGCUGGAGAAAUGAGGGGUUUAAGAAAAACAGCUAAUAUUCAGAUUUUAUUCAGGGCAAAGGGAGAUGAUGGAUCUUUUGUACAGAUCAUCACUAUUGAGGAAGCAAAACGACGCCAGAGCAUAGGUAGUUUUUAUGAAGAAGAGAUAGAAGAUCUUCAGCCUGUACUUACAGACCCCAGUGAACUGCUGGAGAGUUUCCACAUUGAGAAGCUUAUGCUGCAUCUUCCUGCAAGAACACAGGGAUACGCCUGGCGCCUUAUGUACAGCACAGCUGUCCAUGGGACAAGUUUAAGGACACUUUACCGUAGUUUGGCUGUUAUCGAUUCCCCAGUUCUCUUAGUUGUCAAAGACAUGGAUAAUCAGAUAUUUGGAGCUUUGGCAUCACACCCUUUCAGAUUAAGUGACCAUUGUUUUGGUACAGGAGAAACCUUUCUGUACACAUUUAAUCCACAGUUCAAGAUAUUUAGGUGGAGUGGAGAAAAUUCGUAUUUCAUUAAAGGAGAUAAAGACUCUUUAGAACUCGGUGGAGGAAGUGGCCAUUUUGGCUUGUGGCUGGAUGCAGACUUAUAUCACGGUCGAAGCAACCCAUGCAGUACGUUUAACAAUGAAACACUUUCAAAAAAAGAAGACUUCAUUGUGCAAGAUCUUGAAGUGUGGACUUUUGUAUAAGUUAGCCUGAUUCAGUAGUCCACUUGGUUCUGUUUUCCAGUCCAUUGGAUGUUAUGAUUCCACUGCUAGCUGCCUUAUAUUGUGUCCAGUGCUCACAAUUUACUGUAAAUGAGCAUGUUUCUGAAUGCUUAAGCUACACUUCUCAACCUGAAUUACAAAGGAGAUCACAGGGCACAGCUUUCCAGAGAGGCAACAACUUCUUUCCAUUCUGUCAACUUGCUUGGAACUACCUACAUGCUGAAGGAAACCAACUGAGUUGGCAAAGUCUUUUUAGCGGAACUGUUUUUGGUUGAAAAGGGAGAGCAAAACCAUACUUUUGCUAUGACAGAUGUAGCUUAUUCCAAAUGCUGUAUGCUAGUUAAAGAAUGGCUGGCAAUAAACGGAGUACAGCCAAAGCCAGGGUGCAAGGCAGUGCUUUUCAAUUUAAGAGGAUAUUUAAUAUUUAAACAUUCAGUGACAAUGCAUGUUGAAGACAUUUUUAAAUAUUCAUUUGCUUUUCUGAUUUUUUAAAAUUGUUUUUAUCACAUUGCCUAAAGUCCAACUGGAAUAUUCAAUAUCCUCUAAGAACGUUUGAUGGUUUUCCCAGCAGGUGGGGAAAAAAUGUUGAAGAGGUAAUAGUUCUGGAAGAAAAGAAUUGCAGUUAAGCCAGGACCAUUUAAAUGCUAUAGUACAGUACAUUAACGUUUAUUUUUAGUUACAAUGGAUGUUGUAUCCUUUCUUUUAGGGAUGGUUUUAUAUCGGUGCAGGCACUGAACGCCAUGGUGUGAAUACUUGUUUACAGUUAGCAGAAAGAUUAUGUAAUAUUCUUAUUUCUGUAUGCAUUUUUGCAUUCAUUUGAACAUUCCAGUGUCUUGCGGGUACCAAGGGAACCCAAAUGCACAUGAAGCAUAUUAGAGCACUUUGAAAGAAAUGGUAGUUUAUGGCACCAAAUACAAUUUAAAUGUGUAAAUUUCAUUUUUUUUUAACAUUGUUCUCCAUUUUGAAUUACAAGUUCAUUUUGCACAAAGAAGGGUGUGAAAAUGUACUUUAGUUUCUGGAUUAUUUUCAUAAAUUGUUAAGCAUAUUAUAAUACUUCAGGAAAGCUUAAAACACUUAAAUAUGUUAAACAGGUUUGAUUUCUUUCCAGUCCUGGAGUAGAUUAUUGUAAUAUCAAAGCAUAAUUUUUUGAUUUCUAUAGGUGCCAUUUCUACUUGUAUCACCAAAUUUGAAGAACUAAAGAAUAUACAAAGUUACAAUUUUCUAUAAUGUUUUUGCAUAUUUGUUUUUGUGGUGCUGUUUAAAAAAUACCUGAACUGAGCACUAAAAGGUUUCACCAUUUUUUUUUUAAGUUUAGCAUUUGAUAUGUUAAAUUAGCUUAAAAAUCAUAUUGUAUUUAAUACACUAUACCUGUAUUGUCAGAACAAUCAAAAUUGUGUCUGAAUUCUGUAUCUGUGAAUGUCAUUAAGAACAAAAGACUUGCAGUAAAUUGAAUAAAUCUGUGUACUUAAGAGCAUUGUGAAAUAGAUGUUUGGAAGAUAAAUUGGGAGGAAAGAAACUGAUGAUAUCCAAUUUCUGAUGAUAAUCUUUGAACAUUUUAAUCAAAUCCUAUCUUAUGAAAACCUCCUAUCGUUGUCUGAAGACAAUGUUUCUGCCUGAAACAUUGACAAUCUAUUCUUUUCCACAGAUGCUGCAUGAGCUGCUGAGUUCCUCCAGCAUUUUGUGUGUGUUGCUUUGGAUUUCCGGCAUCUGCAGGUUUUUUUGUGUUUAUCUUUGUCUUUAUCUUUAUCGUUACAAAAUAGUAAUGAACAGGCAGAAUGAAUGACGUUUCAAACUAGUGAGAGCCCCAUGCUGAGCUUUUCCUGGCUGAUAUUUUUCUUUCACAGCAAUAGCAUCACUCAAACAAAUGGGUUCUCAGGACAAAAUGAAACACAUUUACUCAGUUGAUUUCCUGAAGAAGCAAUGGAGGCCUUAUUACUAAGUAGUGUGAUCUGCACACUCUCCCUGAUUGUAUAAAGCAGCAUGGAGGCACAGCAGCACAGUGCCAGCAACCCGGGCUCAAUUCUGCCACUGUCUGUAAGGAAUUUGUACAUUUUCUUAUGAAUGCCUGGGUUUCCUCUGUGUACUCUGGUUUCCUCCCACAUUCCAAAGAGGUACGGGUAGUAAAGGCCAGUAAGUUAUGGGUAUGCUAUGUUGGUACUGGAAGCAUGGCGACACUUUUGCAGGCUGCUCUUAACACAACCUUGGACUGUGUUGGUUGUUGUUGCAAACAAUGCAUUUCACUGUAUGUUUUGAUGUACAUGGGACAAAUAAAUCUAAUCUUUGUAUCAACACACAUCAAAGUUGCUGG